AUGGAAGAAGAAGCCACUUACAGAAUCACUUAUAAUGAUCUUACUCUCCCCUCCGUGAGUGAACAAAAAAAUUUUGUUCACUCACGGAGGGGGUUAAUUUUAUUUUUUAAAACAAUUUAUAUAUAAAUUUUAUAAAAAAUAUUUUUUUUCGAAAUUUAAAAAAAUCCUAAUUCGCAAAAAUUGGAAAGCAAAUAUUAAUUUAAUUUAUAAAAUUUAUGUUUUAAAAAGCAAUUUGUUUAAAAUUAAACAGCAUUAGCUUUAGAUUUCAUUAUACUAAUUAUCAUUAGUAUAUCAAAAUUUUUUCUAUAAAAAAAUUUUUGUUCACUCACGAAGGGUGGGUUUUUGGGCAAAAAAUAGCGAUUUUUCCAAUGUUUUGUUCACUCACAGAGGGGGGGAGUUAGCAAUUUGACUUCUCUGCAAACACUCUCUUCUUUAAAAGCAUCUACAAUAUCCCAUACAAAAUCUUGAAGUUUCGUGGAAACAAAUCUAGAAGAAGAUUUGGACGAAUCCAAUAUCUCGAAUGACGAUAAUAAAUUUUAAAUAAAUUAAUACCUUAAUAAUAGCAAAAUAGCUCUAUUUUGUAUAAUAAAUAAUUUAGUAUAUAAAAAAAAUAAAAAAAUAAUUUAUUUUAAUAAAAUAUAUGGACGAAGGAUAUUAUUUAAAAUCAAUUUCCAGCUUUGAGAAGCAUUAUUUAGGCAUGAGUAUGUGACCUCAGAGCAGCAUGGAGUUUUGUAGCAGUAUUAGAGAGAAGUUUAAAAAGCAACGAAAAAAAUACGAGUGUCUGAAGCAGCAACUGGACUGUGUGAAACUAGAACUGAGACAGACUGAAAGGGAGCUAGGGUUAUCAAAAGAAAACUUGAUUAGGAAAGGAGACGAAAGAGAAAAGUUAAAAGAGAACUUAAAUGAAGCUUUAGAUUUAAUUGGUGUUUUAGUACUCAAAAUGAAUCAGCUGCUACCUUAUCUUAUCUUAUAGAAUUUAUACGCUUAACGUCCACUACGGGUGACAACCCCAGGUACUGUCACUCGCCUUGCGUCGCAUCGGGCCCACAGGUCGCUGGGUAUGGCCUGCUUCGAUCGCCAGGGUGCUUCUCGGGAGAGUGUUUCCGGCUUCGACGGCUCAUGGAUGAGCUGCUUGCUUGUUACAUGGGUUGCUUUUCCGAAAAACCCAAAAAAUGGAUUUUUCUGGUCGGCUAUCGGCAAAAAGGAAAAACACGUAGCCUGGGACGUAACGCCCAGUUUCACGCUAGGGAGUUGCCCGAUUGGUCCUAACGGACUCUGCUGAGCUUCCCCUUUCCAACUCCGUGCCCUCCUUCCCCACGAGGAAAAAUCCACCCCUGAGAAUAGACUAGGACUAGGCUCUGAACACCACCAGAAUUGCUUACCUAGUAUUGCCGUCCAUCUCUAGAAUGGUAAAACCUUGCCGGAUAUAAUUAAAAUAUGAGUCGAGGCCGCAUGGCCUGGAGGCCAUGCCCAGACGAAGACGCAUAUUUAAUUAUGAAUCAGCUGCUACCAUAUUCUAAUGAUAUAAUGCCAACGCCGAAAUUCCAGCUCUCACCAAGGAAUGAUAAAGAAGAAAUAUCUUUUAUGAGAUAUUAA
Messenger RNA from Blepharisma stoltei, 1596 nucleotides. NCBI's taxonomy places the organism in Eukaryota, Ciliophora, Heterotrichea, Heterotrichida, Blepharismidae. The record is from the annotation of a GenBank genome assembly.